UCCCGUUGAUGACUCUUUCAAAGGGCUCACCAAUACGGCACAAACGGUAUCGAUUAUUUCAAGUGUGGUGAGCAUAUUGAUUGUGGGGAUUGUUGUUGUGGUUGUUGUUUAUGUUUGCAAGAACAGACAAAAAAUAGGCAAAGAAAUUGUUGAUUUAAGAAGAAAUGCUACGUCCACACCGCCGUCGUCAAAUAGUAUCCCGAUUUGGGAAGCAGAUGCUCCGACGAUGGACAGAUUCUUCAAAGAAUUGGCUCAAGAUAAACCGGUCCGUUUCACAGCUCAACAGCUCUAUACAUUCACGACCAACUACGCCGAAAUAUUGGGUUCCGGCGGGUAUGGAAAAGUGUACAAGGGAAAAUUCCCCAAUGGGGUCAAAAUUGCGGUGAAAGUCCUCAAUAAAAGCAGCAAUGAUGUGAGCAAACAAUUCAUGGCCGAAGUUGGAAGUAUUGGUAGAGUUCAUCACAUCAAUUUAGUGAGGCUCUUUGGGUUUUGCCACGAUCAGUUUAUGAGUGCCCUCGUCUAUGAAUUCAUGGAAAACGGAUCGUUGGAUAGGCAUUUAUUCGGUGAAAAUCAGUUGUUGGAAUGGGAGAAGUUGCACGACAUCGCACUAGGCACUGCCAAAGGGAUCGCGUAUUUGCAUGAGGAGUGUGAUAAGAGGAUUAUACAUUAUGAUAUUAAGCCGGAGAAUGUGCUUCUGGAUGCAAGCUUUUCCCCAAAAGUAGCCGAUUUCGGGCUAGCAAAGCUUUGCAAUAGAGAUGAUACUCACGUUUCCCUCACAGGGUACAGAGGAACUCCGGGGUACAUGGCCCCAGAGUUCAUGCUCAAAAAUUAUCCUAUAACGUACAAAUGUGAUGUGUAUAGUUUUGGGAUGUUGAUGUUUGAGAUAGUUGGGAGACGAAGAAACACUGAAAUGAAAGGUAAUAGUAGUGAUAGUGUAGAUUGGUUUCCGGAGCAGGUGUGGAAAGAGUACGAGAAGGGGGAGUUGAUUGCGUUGGUGGAAAGUCGAGGGAUUCCGGAAAACGAGAGAAGCAAGGCCGAGAGGAUGUGUAUGGUGGCAUUAUGGUGCGUGCAGGAUCAGCCACAGACGCGGCCACCCAUGAGUGUGGUGGUCAAGAUGCUGGAAGGUGAUGUCGAGAUUCUACAGCCACCCAAGCCAUUCAGUUACUGGUUUAAAAAUACUGUGAUGGGCAAUUCACUUACUAGGACCACAUCCAAUUCUUCCACCAGCCAAGGAAUGGAUUCAUAUUGGAUUAAGGAGAAACCCACUACUCCCGUUAUGAACAAGUACGAAAUUACCAUUGCUACACUCUGACGAAAAAUAAAGUUCAAGAUAUUACCUCCACCUCAAAAUCGAGUCUUAUUUUGUCAUUUUAGUCUGUCUUAUAAAAUUAGUCAAUUUUCUGUUUUUUUAAAUAUUUUCUCUCACAUUGCCCUAUGAAUACUUUCGUCUCACCGUGUAACACUAUCUUGAAUACUUUUAUAUUUCUUUCUCGUACCUUAAUAUGUAAUAUUAAAACUCGUGUCAUCCUCAAAUAUUUUAUUUUGGUGAAAUGCUAGUGGAAAACCAAAGAGCUUAU
Messenger RNA from Salvia splendens (bonfire salvia), 1577 nucleotides. RefSeq names its product rust resistance kinase Lr10. NCBI's taxonomy places the organism in Eukaryota, Viridiplantae, Streptophyta, Magnoliopsida, Lamiales, Lamiaceae. Gene Ontology annotation, molecular function: ATP binding; protein kinase activity. Gene Ontology annotation, biological process: protein phosphorylation. The record is from RefSeq and is a predicted model, not a curated record. The transcript has 2 exons. The coding region runs from base 227 to 1312 and encodes 361 amino acids.